Molecule: messenger RNA, 1377 nt
Organism: Prosopis cineraria
Lineage: Eukaryota; Viridiplantae; Streptophyta; Magnoliopsida; Fabales; Fabaceae
Source: RefSeq, a predicted model, not a curated record
AUGGAAGGUCAGAAGAGUCAGGCAAGCUUACUAGAACUCACUCUUCGCUCCUUCGUUUCCUCACCCAAAAUUUGCUCUUCCAUUCACAGCCUCUCUUCGAUCAACGAAGACUUGUUAUCGCUGCUCAGAUGUGAAGGAGCAGAAGGGGAAGCACUCCAUGUCGGCUCCCACCUCACCAACUGGUUCAACUCGGAUCAGCGUCCCAGCUAUUGUCAUAGCCUCGCUCGGGUUGAUUUUCUUUUGCACAUACUCUUUUCUUUUUCUACCUAUUCUACUCUGGGGCAUCCACCGAGUCUUUCUACUCUGAAGCAUUCGUGGGAUGAGAAUCUGAAAAGACUCGGCCCGAAGACGAACUCGAAGCCUGUGCAGUGGUUCAUCGGAGACUCUACAGUAAUUAAAGGACGAACGGAGAAGAAAAUUAUCAGGGAGGGCGUGGAAUUUUACGGCAACGGUGACUUCUACGAGGGGGAGUUCCACAAAGGAAAGUGCAACGGAAGUGGGGUUUACAAUUACUUCGCCAGCGCGAGAUGAGGUGACUGGGUGGACGGAAGGUACGAUGGGUACGGGAUUGAGACCUGGGCAAGAGGUAGUCGCUACAGGGGACAGUAUAGACAGGGUUUGAGGCACGGUUAUGGGAUUUUGUUCUAUACCGGGGACUCUUAUGCAGGGGAAUGGUGUAAUGGGCAGAGCCAUGGUGUGGGAGUACAGACUUGCUCCGACGGAAGCUGGUAUAUCGGCGAGUUCAAGUACGGCGUCAAGCACGGUCUCGGAUGUUACCAUUUUAGGAAUGGAGAAUACGCGGGAGAGUAUUUUGGAGACAAAAUACAUGGAUUUGGGGACCAUUUUGCCAAUGGCCAUUGUUAUGAAGGAGCGUGGCAUGAGGGUCGAAGGCAAGGUCAUGGCAUCUACACUUUUCGAAAUUGUGACAGAAAAUGUGGUGAGUGGAAUGCUGGCAGCCUCAUUCAUCCUCUGCCAUCACUAACCCAUAAGCUCCUCGGAGCGGUCCAGGCUGCCAGGAGAACAGCAGAGAAUGCUAUAAACCUUCGCCGGGUGGAUGAACAAGUGAAUGAAGCUAUGACUGCUGCCAACAGAGCUGCCACCGCUGCUAGAGUUGCUGCUGUAAAAGCUGUUCAGAACAGGAUGGAUGGCAAAUUUUGCGACACUCUUGUCUAAAACUCAAGACUUAAGCUUUCCUUCGAAUUGUAAAGUUUACUAACUUUAAAUCCUAAUUACAUGGGAAUCAUACGCCACCUUGUCGAGCAAGCUCGUCAGAAGUCGGAUUGAAUGAGAGCAUGUUUUGACUUUUGACGCUGGUUCUCUCUUCACACUGUAACUUGUAUAUAGAACCAUGUAUAUCAACGACAGGAUAAUUUUCAA